AUGUUUUUAAAACAUUUAGACCUCACUACUGCUUUGAGGCCAUUCUAUUUGCCAGACGAGGUCAACCUCUUUGUCCAAGACAAUAUUGGACUUUAUGAAGGGUGAGUGUUCGCUCAAUCAAUAAGAAGAAAGAAAACUUGCUUACCCGAACUGUAAAUAGGAAAUAUAAAAUCCCAGAUCAUCAAAAUGGCCAGGUCUACUUGACAUCUCAUAGAAUUUGUUAUGUAGAUAAUGAUGACCCUAGAAGGAAUUCCGCGGCAAUAGAUCUCAAGGAUGUUGAUCGCGUUGAAUUUUAUGUAAGAACUACUAGCCAUACCCUCGGGCCUAUGUAUCUUUAACAUUGUUAUAGGCUGGUUUUUUGAAAUCAUCUGCGAAGAUUACUCUUGUUCCGAAGCCUUCGAAGCGGUCCUCAGUUCAGAAUCGAGCUUUAACAAGCCUGCAUUCUCCUUCCAGAAGUGCCACAUCAUCCCCAUUAUCUCGAACUGAUAGUCCAUUUCAUCUGCCAACGCCCGAACCCACACCUGCGAGUAGUGCCACAUGGAUUUGUCCUAUCUGCUCUUUCUCGAAUCCUGUGCCAUCCAAUUUUGAUCCAGCCACAUCUAAUACAAAUAAUCCUUUGCCUCCGUGCUUAGCAUGUGGUAUUAAGCCUCCAUUCUCUCAUGUUCUCAAGGCAGCUAUAUCCGGUGCAAGCAAUCGACCAGCUCCAGCGUCCACAACACCAAUAAAGACACCAGUGCCAGUGAGAGGUCGUCCGGAUAUUCGCCCGCAAUCGGAUCUAUUGGAUUCACCUUUGAAUCAUUUCGGAGCUGAUCAGAGUGGAUCCUCCUCAGCUCAAAGUAGUGAAGCACCUGUUGCUUGUCCCAGAUGCACUUUUUUGAACCAUUCUUCACUUAUGGCCUGCGAACUUUGUGGAGCACCAUUACUGUCCCAUGAUCUCUCAACCGAUGUACAUCCGUCACAGCAACGUAGAAUCUCCCCCGGCCCCACGCUCAAUAAUCUACCAGCUCCUGGAACCGAAGCCAAUGAAAGCAUCAAACUAUCAUUUCGGGGUGGUGGCGAAAAGGUAUUUCUUGAGCGUCUCAAAGCAUGUAGGAUACAGCGUAAAUGGGUUCUUCAAAAUGCCCCUCCUUUCCCUAAACCCAAUCGCCAUGCAAGUACAGAUAGUGGGCCAGGCUCCGGUACUUCUACAGGAGUUGGCGAGCGGGUAAAAACAGUUGGAAUAGCAGGUCUAGAGCAGAGACGUCUUGAAGUACGUAAGAAUAAUGAAUUUGUCAUAGGAAAUGCUUUUGAGGAUCUUGAUGCAUUGAUGUCCUCGGCUAAAGAUAUCAUCGCCCUUGCAGAAUCAUUGGCGAGCAGUAAUGGUGCGAAUGGAAAUACUGAGUCUAAUGCCGUAGCAAAUGCUCUUGGUUUGGUCACGACAAAAGAGAUGCUUGGUGGUGGAAGCAAUGCCGAGUCACUAUAUAUCUCGGAGCUGUCAAGGAACCUUGCAGAAUUCCUCAUGGAUGACGCCAGAGGAGUAUUGCGCAAGGCUGGUGGUAUAAUUAGUCUGGUCGAUCUAUGGGCUACUUUCAAUCGUGCUCGGGGUGGUGUUGAACUUGUUAGCCCGUUGGACUUUGAAAAAGCCGCAAGAUUAUGGGAGAAGCUAAAGCUUCCAGUACGAUUAAGGCAAUUUCGAAGUGGGGUGCUAGUGGUUCAAGGCAGCGAUAGAACAGAUGAAAAGACUAUCAAGACUUUACUAGCAUGGUUAAGGGAUCUGCAUGUGUUCCCGCCAGAGAAAGAAGUACCUUGGGAUUGGCAAGAAUUUGGACAGGGCGUCACGUCGCAAGAUACAGCAGAACGCUUUGGGUGGAGCAUUGGGGUUGCAGAAGAAGAGCUUGAAAUGGCUGAGGAAAGAGGAGCUCUAUGUAGGGAAGUGAAUAUAGAGGGUGUGAAGUUUUGGGAGAACUGGAUUGACUCAACCCAUUCUCCAGCACCAAACUUACAGCUUGCUGAUGUGGGAAACCUUGCUGGCAGCUAUGUAUGAAUAAAUGAAUCACAUCUUUGCUGAAGUGCAAAUGUUAUUAAAUUCAGUCAUGAGUUACUUUCGCAUAUUUCCCUGAUUCACAAGGAGAUUCCGAAACCUAACUAAAUAAAAACUCUCUUCCUCAACUGCUAUAGUUAAAAUAUCCGCCGGAUAUUUAUUUUCUCUCAAUAGAAGCAAAAAACAGACCUUGUACCAAACAAUACUAUGAAUCCUCCUAAAGCUAUGCCAGCGCCGGUACCUAGCACGCUCUAGAUAUAUACCAACUUAAUAACCAACAACUCUAAGAUCGUAAGUCUCUAGCUGAAUCUAUUACUCCAUUCCUGACAGAAUUCUAGGUUCAAUGUGGCUCUUCCAAUAGUUCUUCUACAUCUACUUGUAGCUCUUGCCAUCAACAGAAUGGUCCACACUGCAUCGUUUGGGUGAACCAGUGUGAGAUAAGAGUUGGUCAAGAUAAAGAUGCUUCGGUAUAGAUACAGCGAUUCGAAAUUCGGGGACUUCAGAAUCGCCUCUACGAGAAGAAUACUGCAGACGAUCAGAUCGGCGAGUGAAUGGUUGGGGAUCAAACGACAAGAAUAGCUUCCGAUCAUUGAGUGAUGCAGGGUUUACGGACCAAAAACUGGCUGUUGAUAUUUGUACGCUGACAUUGUGAGUUCUAGAGAGGGUCAGCGGGGAGUGAGGAGUGAGGAGUGAUAGGCGAGGUUGAUUAUAGGAGGUACGGUGGAUGGGGCAAUAGUAAUAUUAUAUCACCGCAGCUGUUGAAUACCAUAUAUUCACGGUAGUUU
This is a messenger RNA of Sclerotinia trifoliorum, 2805 nucleotides long. The record is from the annotation of a GenBank genome assembly. NCBI's taxonomy places the organism in Eukaryota, Fungi, Ascomycota, Leotiomycetes, Helotiales, Sclerotiniaceae.